Molecule: messenger RNA, 1213 nt
Organism: Chlamydomonas reinhardtii
Lineage: Eukaryota; Viridiplantae; Chlorophyta; Chlorophyceae; Chlamydomonadales; Chlamydomonadaceae
Exons: 4
Coding region: 74-832 (252 amino acids)
Source: RefSeq, a predicted model, not a curated record
GCAUAGUUGAGCCACAUGGUGUUGCUUUUUGUCCCUCGUUCUGCUUGUAGGGCGCUUCCCGAAAUCCCCCAGGAUGGGCUCCAGAAACCCGGCGGCCCCCAAGGUGACGACCGACCCCCCAACUUUGGCGGCCAGGUUUGACCGCGUGCGGUUUGUCGGGGACAACCUGCCCGCCAAGCCGCCGGCCCGCACCGCCGCCGCGGCCAGUGCCAUCGCCGCGGCCGCCACCGCCGCCACCAAGGACGUUCCCAAGGUGAAGCGCGUGGGCGCCACCAGCCACACCUUAAAUGGCAACUGCACGGUCAUUGACCGGCUGCGUGCGGACUGCCCGCUCCUGGUGGUGGCGGUCGAGGUGAUGGACCGCUUCCACCCGCAGCUGGUCCCCUACGCCGGCGCAGUCAUCGGCAGCACCGCCAACACUACCGUGCUCGUGCCCACGAACUUGCGCAUCAACCGCCGUGCCUGCGACAAGCUCACCGCGAGCCCGCAGGUGCCGGCCGCCACCAGCGCCGCCGGCCCCGCCGUGCCCGCCCUGGUGUGCAGCAAUACCGAGUGCGGCCUGACCCUGGACCACAACAUGGAUGCCUGCGUCAUCGGCCGCCUGUACACUCCCGAGCACUCGGGCCUGUGCGCCGCCGCCAGCCAGGCCUUCGACUACGUGCCGGUCGCGGUGCCGACCGACCAGCUGGCCACGGUGUACGCCGCGGUGCCGCCGCCCACCACCUCCCUGGCCGCCGCCACCUUCGUCGCCCGCCUGCCCACGCUGCGCGGCCUCUUCACGCUGGCGGACAGCACCGUCACGGUCUUUGUGCACGCGCCCACAUGCGUGUAGUGCGCACCUUUGUGCUGGCUGGCUGGCCGUGCUGCUGAUGCUUGCGGCCUACCUGGGGCCACGUGUGUGCCGCCCAUGACCUGGCCGUGCUUGGGCAUCUUCGCACGGAAGGUGUACGGCAUGUCCUUCGCUUCUCCGGCUCUGCUGCGGGUGCAGUCGCCCGUUCGGUUGUUGGCCGACGCUGCGGGCCUUGCAAGUGCUGUCGGCAGCACGCUUCCCAUCGUCGCCACCUGUAUGUGCAUGGGUGGCCACACAGGCCUAUGCGUGCUUGGGUGCGCAUGCUCGCUGUGAGCCUAGACCUGGACGGGCCUGCUUCCUGGUCUGCGCUGCUCCUCUGCUUCCAGCCGCCUCCCCUGGGCCUCUCUGUAAGUCACUGCUGCU